CCUGGACAUUGACGCCCGCCGCGCCCGCGCCCACAAGGACGGAGUCAAAAAGCAGCCCAGGCAAGCAGACACGCCCAAGUACACGACGCUCUGCACACGACGACGCUCUGCACACGUACGCACGCACGCACGCGCGAGCACGCGCACACACACACACACACACACACACACACCACACCACACUCCACCACCACCACCACCAAGCACGUAGGCACUUGCAAACGCAUCCAUGCAUGCAUGUGUCGUCCGGGCCAUCUCCCAGCAUUACCAUCGCUUCCUCGUUCGACACCGGGCCGGGGUUCAACGUGGCGACGCCAUCUCGCCGACGCUCCUUCCGGGACCAUUCCCAAGAAACAACCAGGUUGUCGGACUGGACUGAACGAAGCAGGCGGCCUGCUCCACCAAGUUCGCGGUCCCCCCAUCCUCUUCCACCCCCCGGACCUUGUCGCGGCCACCACCCGUCAAGACAAGAACUCUCAACCCGCCAUAUAUCCCCCCGGCCGCGCCCGCCAACCACCUCUGCUCAGCUUUUCGUGAGGCUCUCCGCCCUUGAGAGUCCCUUGCCGACGACACACGCGCCCCUGCGCCGACCACUUCGCUGGGGCAGCCGUCAGCAUUAACUGCUACCGGUUAACAGCACUUAGUUCAGCACCAGAACAGCUGGCCAGCUCUCCGCCUGGAUGCCCAAGACAAGUUUGCAGGCCCCUUUCGACUGCCUCGGACGCUGCCUGCUCGUGUCUGGGCCUACGAUGCUCACUUGGGUCCCGCCUACGCUUGCUUCCUUGUCCGUAACACACCCUCGUUCUCAUCCCUUUCCGCACUUCCGCACCGAUCGCCCGAACCAGCUGUAGGGAGAGGUUCAUCGGCCCCGGCAAGGCCAGCAUCCACCCCUGGUCUGAUUCAAACAUCCGUUGCCGCUGUCUCAACCAGCAUAGUGGGAUAGUUUACCAACAGCCUGCCUGGCCCCGCCAAGCGACCGGGGCAUCUCUUCGAUCCGGGUCUCAGCAACGACAACAGCAAGGUGAACACCAUAUUUCUUCCCCAACGAGCGCCCCGUGGCGUCCGGUUUAAUAUGCCUCAGUGAAGAUGGCCUUCCAAACAAGCGUUUUGAGAGACGGCGAGUGGGUCACCGAAACCGUCAACUUCCAUGCCGCCUUGCAACAGGCCUCUGCCGCUGCGUCUGGCUCCGGACCGACCCCCGAGGCCCAACCGCAGGCCCCCAUAUGUGGUAUUCUUUCUAAGACGGUGGUCGAGAGUCCCAUAGUUCAUUGGGUUCUGCCCGUUCGCUUGAGGUCGAAGGCGUACAACGACAUCGCUUUCAUAGGGGAUCGUUUCGUACAAAUCAAUGAGCUCCGCAGCGAUGGACAACUGCACCAAGUCGCCCGGAAAAGCGAUUUUGGCGCAAGGAUCCGCAGCGCUGCUGUACUCGGUGACCCUUUGGGAUAUGGUCUCGACGACGAGGCCUCCGAUGCCCUAGUCAAGGCAGAGGACUCCGACACCGCCAUGCCAGAUGCUUCAGAACCACCAACCGCACGUGAUGACGUACUUCCCCCGAAGCUUCUGGUAUUAGCGCUUGACACAGGAGACAUUGUCUUUCUUUUCCUCAAGAAGACCCCCGACUCUACUCUCGAGUUCGUGGUGUCAAAGUAUAAGACGCCAAGAAAAAUAUCCUUCUUAGGCUUUCAUCUUGCCGUGGACCCAUCGUCUCGUUACAUGGCUGCGUCGUCACCAGAUGGCAUCCUCGUCAUGUAUGAGGUCUAUAACAUGUCGACCCUCAACGCCCAGUAUAGGUCGACCGGGGCAUUUACCCCAGUCAAAUCUGUCCGACUUCGGGCGAUACACGGGGUCAUACACAAGCUGGAGUUUCUGUACCCCCGACCCGCGGAUGAUUACCAUGUCAUUCUGAUUCUAAUAGUAAUACGGGAGGAGAGGAAGCACGCUGAGCCUGUGACCCGUAUGAUCACCUACGAGUGGGAGGUUGGCGACAGCCUUAAGGAGGUUUUCGCUGAGGAGAAGAUGGGAAACAGACUGCCAAAAGAACACAAGAUGCCGUUGCUCUUGAUACCGCUUAGGUUCAACAAUGCGUUCUUCACCGUCUCCUCGAAGUUUGUCGGCAUUGUCAAGGAUUGCCUCUCUGGAUCCCCGGUGUUCGAGUCGUUGCACACUGACCCUCCAAGCCGGACGGACUUGCAUCAGGGUUCCGCUGCACCAUUGUGGACGGCAUGGUCACGGCCAUUUCGGCGAAGGGGCUACUUUGAGCGGACAGAUAUCAUCUAUCUUGCAAGGGAAGACGGCGCCAUCAUACACAUUGAAAUUGAGGCGAACGACCUCGUACCUUCGGUGACCAACGUGGGGUGCUUGAACUCUAACAUCAACACGGCCUUUGCGACGGCCUACGAUGUGUUCUCGGAUAUCCUGAUCAUUGGGGGAGACUCUGGGCCCGGAGGCGUGUGGAAGCUGGCGCCCCGAUCUGAGCUUGAGCAAGUUAGCACGUUGCCAAAUUGGUCACCCAUUGUAGACAUAGCUGCAAACACUCCUCGUCCGGCACUUGACAGCACUACGAAUGCAUCUGAGGAGGGACGACAGUCGAACUCUCAAAAGCCGAUGCCGAGGCCAGAGACCCUCUUCACAGCGUCAGGUCGCGGGCUGAAGGGAAGCAUAACGCAAUGGAGAUGGGGGGUUCAGGGAAGGAUUGGCCUUGAUAUUGAAACGGGCGAACCCAUCAGACAGUCCUGGGCAUUCGCGCUAAAGAGUCAGGGCCGACGCGGCUUGUCCGCUCUACUCUCCCUACCCCAUUCAUCUGCGGUACUUUCCUUCUCUGAGGACUUCAAUCAGGUCACGCCCUUUACUGCUGACGAUACCCCAUUUGAUGUCACUUGCCGCACGCUGGCUGCCUGGGAAUCUCCGACAGGGACUAUCGUCCAAGUCACGGAAGGCUUCAUAACGCUGAUAAACGGGCAGGAGAGAUCACAACUCUCGUUUGGCUUCACGCUCGGACAGGAGGGGUUCGCGGCUGACAAUGCAUCCAUUACUGACGACACGGUGGUUGUUUCUUCGCACGGGCGUGAGGGGUCUCAGCUACAUACGUUUUCAAUGACAGGAGCAAGCAUUACUCGAAGCCACUCGUGGACCGUCGAAGGAGAAGUCACAUGCGUGUCGCUCGUCAAAGCCUCGAACAACGUGUUCGUGAUUGCAGGGUCCUUUCUCGGCGGGGCAUCUCGGAUAUCUGUGUACUCCUCGGAUGGGACACUUGCCGCGUCCGAAGAACUUAAGCGAAGCUCAGGCGAUGGUCCUCACUUUGAGCCUCUGACGAGCAUUUGCGUCGCGAAUCAGGACCCAGGUGGCGUCCACAUAGUCGCAGGGACGAGAUGCGGACACCUUCUGCGCGCCUCGAUUUCUUCUUCGGGACCCGAGCGCGUCGUAUGGGCGGCUGAGACAAUUGGUGUGGCGCCGGUUGAAGUGUUCCCUUGUUCCGGCCCGUUUGACGGCACCGCUGCGGCGCUGAUGUGCUGCGAUAACAAUCUGGCCAUUUUGAUGGGGUUUUCAGCAAGAACCGGAACGUUUCGCAAAAAGCAUUUUAUCUGGCUGACCGAUGCCAAUGAUUCGUCUAUGUUGCCGCCAGCCGUGCAUUCCGUCGCUAGCCUUUCAUGGAACCUCUCGGGCUAUCCAGGGCACAUGUCUCUCAUGAUUCAAGCGGGCUCCAGGUUGCUACUGGCGGAAAUUUGGCCUAACAUCGGACCAGUGCCCAGAAGCAUACUUGUUGGAGGUACCCCGACCAGGAUCAUAUACUCACACACGUGGAACUGCUUGGUAGUGGCGCUGCUGCAAGGAGACCGGCCUACCCUCGCUUUUGUCGAUCCAGACUCGGGUGAGACCCUGUCGGUGCCGUCAGAUAAGGACCACAAUCCGUCGGACUUUAUUUCGGGGCUUGGCUAUCCAGGUGACAGAGUUUAUGGCCUGUACGAGUGGCUAUAUGUUAAGGACGGCAGGACAUUUGCCUUUAUCCUUGUUGCAACAAAAGAGGGGAGACUCCUCAUUGUCUCUGUCAACAGAAUAAAAGCUCGGGUGGGCGACAGCCAAGUCAAGCGGCUGCACUACUGGACGCGGUACAAGAAGCUUCUCGGGGAGCCGAUCUACUCGAUCACCGGUGAUGAUCUUGGGAUCAUCUAUUGCGUCGACAAGGUUGUGCAUUGGGAGGUGCUUGACUUGGCGGAGAAGAAGCUGAGGCCAAUGGGUGCUUACCGGUUGGACUCACCUGCGACGUCUCUUCAAGUGGCUCAGGGCCACAUUUUUGCCUUGACCACUCUCCAUUCACUCGAGGUCAUCGACUACAGGGUGAGCGGCACGGGAGACAUGACGCUGAUCCAUUCUGAUCGGAUCACUCGGAGGACAACGCACAUGAUAGAGGCCGGUCCUUCAGCUGGUAGACCUGGCAGCUGGACGGUGACUUUACUCUCUGACCAAAGAGGCGGGAUUGCCGGGAUUUGGGUCCCCUGGCACCAACGCCACAAGGAGUUCGAAGUGGUCUUUGAAGGGCUGCUUCCGACGGCAGUGAGGCGAUUUGUGGCUUUGCGAGGCAGACCCCUGUGGUUGGCAAAUGGGCGCGAGGCUCUUUACGGCACGGUACCCAGCAGCAGCCGCGGAGCCGACAUGGUUGGGGUUUCGCUGGACGGUUCUCUGCAGCACUUUACCAUGGUCGGAUUCGACCUGUGGCGCUUCCUUUUCUUGAUUCAGAACAUGGCACGGCGCAGCCCUCGGGUCUGUUCAGUGGCUACGACACCGGCGCCGAGCGACUCGGGCCAGGACGGCGUGCAUGAGGCGAUGGAGGCCACCUCGGGCUGGCAGGAUGAGCAGGACGCGAGCCUGCAUCCAGGGCUCAUGCACAUAGAUGGGGAUAUCCUUGAGCGCUGCCUCCAGGGGAAGGCCCUAGAAGGACUCGUGCGAGAUGAAGGCAGAUUUCGCCUGUUCUGUCAGUACCUGGACCGGUUGGAGGCCGGGCGCCACACAGAAAGCUUUCAGGGCGAGUCAAUGGGAGAGGAGGAAACGCGAAGCAAAUACUUGGAGCUGGCGUACGACAUUCUGGCGUAUUUGUUAGACGCGGUCAUAUAGUUGGCCCGGCUGGUAUUGGGGCUUCGAGGGCAAGGGAAAAGAAAAGCAUAGAGGGCGGUGGCAGCGAAUGCAUGGGGUAGAUGGAGGCCGUGCCGGCAGGCCCAGGUUGCCUGGCGUGCGGUCAUGAAUGACGGAGACGACUUGACGCUGGCGCGUGGUAAUGGCUGGCGGUGCACCAAGUACAAUACAAUUAAACUUAAAUACCUAUAUAGAAGAAGGCUGACCUGUCUGCUGCCU
Purpureocillium takamizusanense is the source of this 5346-nucleotide messenger RNA. RefSeq lists its product as uncharacterized. Lineage: Eukaryota; Fungi; Ascomycota; Sordariomycetes; Hypocreales; Ophiocordycipitaceae. Gene Ontology annotation, biological process: mRNA splicing, via spliceosome. The transcript is spliced from 5 exons. Gene Ontology annotation, molecular function: U2 snRNA binding; protein binding. The coding region runs from base 1087 to 5109 and encodes 1340 amino acids. The record is from RefSeq and is a predicted model, not a curated record. Gene Ontology annotation, cellular component: U2 snRNP; nucleus.